ACAGUUUGCCGUCUCCAAUGGCCAGCGUAGUACUCCUGUUGGCUGUGGUCUUCACGCCCAGCUUCGUUCUGUCCUCGGAUUCGGAGAGCGAGGACGUUCUACCCAGCGUGCGCUACCGUGACUACGACAGCCCUAAUCGAAGUCCUAACGCUCAGCGCAACGCUCCGGAGUUUGUCAAAGAUCUCUACAGCCUGCAGUCAAUCCCUGUUCCGGGUGUUGACUACGAGUUCCUCCCAGUACCUAUGAAGCUUUCAGGCAAUUAUCGGAAUGCAGACUCUGAAAAUCGGGAAGACAAAGAUGCUACUAUAGACACUGCAGAAAAAAUCUACAAGGAACCACGAUUCACCGGAAAGAACGAUGCCAGUUCGGAAGUAGACGACAACACCGGCGAACAAAACGAAGAGUCUAAAGACGCAGUCAAGCAGGAUCUCCAGAGAAAGACCGUCUUCGACAGCAGCGAUGAACGCCACGAUAGUUCGCUGCCCAUCUUCGACGCUGAUGAAGGCCGACGAGACUACGAAAGUUACCCCUCCAGGUUGCCUCCGCCAUCGGAACGAAGCCCACGGCUCGAACCUCAAUAUCCUGGUGCGUCCGCCUAUCCCGGCCGCCGAGACAUUGAGAUGCCUCGGACCGGCUUUCUCGGCGUCUCACAGGCGCGCCUCGAGUCGCAACCGACGGGCUCCGCGCAAGGGGGUGGAAGAAGCGACGAACGCUCUUCGAAGCCCGCCCUGGUGUUCCAUUUCGACAUCCCCAAUGACAAGUUCCACGCGGACCUGGCUCACGGCAGAUUCAGCACGUUCAAGGAAGUGCCUAGCUCGCUCGACACGCUCGUCAGUAGCGACGUCAGCUUCCUCAACAAGAUGAUCGCCGACCCCCCUGUGCCUGACAAUCUGACCCGAGGCGGCACGGAGCGGUCCUACGACACAGGUGGUGACGGCGCAAACGCUGUAAUCCCCGUCUAUCCCUUCACCGAGCAGCACCCGAGCCGCCCAACUCCUGGCUCCUCCUUCCAGGCGUACCCACCAAAGGGACAUCGAGCGCCUAUGCGUUACGAGUCCAGUACAGGAUCGUACGAGGAUCGUGGAAGCUACAGCCAGCCUGAUUCCGGUCCACGGGGAUAUAGUUCCGAACAGGAAUACCCUUAUAAGGCUUCCGCGUCGACGAUGCAGGUGAAAACCAAGCCAGCAAAUGGAACGCCGAGGGCCAAGAGGGCGUCCAAGACGUCGGGAUACCGCGAGACGCGCAUUUCACCCGAUUUCAUUAAAAGAAGUGCAAACUCUACGGAAGCCAAGGCGGCUGGCCAUGGAUCGACUACGCUGGCGCCCUGCAGUGAAAAGGAGGACACGCUGCCCUUCUGCUUAGUUGAUCCAUUUUACCCGACGAAAGAGAUCACAAUGGCGCUCCGGGAAGACGCCGAGUUCGUGCGGGUCUUCAGCCAUUUGAGAGCGGCCCAGAAGGCCGGCGGCCGUGGGCGCGGCGCGGCGCGGAGUCUGGCCGCCCACUGUACCAGCUCCGUGCGGCCUGUGCGGCCCCUCAAAGGCAGGGAUGUGCUCGGAGAGUGGAAGACCAUUGUCAACAUCGACGGCUUUGGCCAGGAACUGCUCUUAAACAGAUGCAGCGCUGAAAACAGUCCGUGCCGCGCCAAGUCACCGAAGUCCUGUGUGCAGUUGUACGAGAUCCGAAUGCUCGCACUCUACAACCAGCGCACGCGGAGGCUGCACAGUGGCGAGUUCCGUGUACCCGCCGGAUGCAUCUGCGGCGAUGACGCGCGCCCCUGAGCAUCUUUCCUCCAUCUGACAACUUAUUAUUUUGAUUACGGGUACGUGGGAUGAAUGAGCACGUUCUGACUAGCGCCUCACAAUCGGCAGUAACGCGGGCCAUCGGGAUUGCGGCUCGAGCACCUUUUAUUAUUCGUAGCAGAAAUCAGUAAUUUCCUACGGGAAGCUGCCCAUGACGCAUACACAUCCGUUUAGAUUCAAUGCAGAGGAAAGUCAACGGAGCAGACAACGUAAGGAACAAAGAAGUUUUCAAUCAUUCCGUACACGCGCUGGGGGCAGCCAUUGCACAAGUAAAUGAUAUGCUCGACUUACUGUGCAGCAUAUUGUUCUCCUCUCUUCUAUGGAAUAAACAAGCGUACUUCGUUGAA
Messenger RNA from Dermacentor andersoni, 2146 nucleotides. RefSeq lists its product as uncharacterized. The record is from RefSeq and is a predicted model, not a curated record. Gene Ontology annotation, cellular component: extracellular region. NCBI's taxonomy places the organism in Eukaryota, Metazoa, Arthropoda, Arachnida, Ixodida, Ixodidae. Gene Ontology annotation, molecular function: Toll binding; growth factor activity. Gene Ontology annotation, biological process: innate immune response; central nervous system formation.